CGUGUGGCUGCCUCUCCCUCAGCGUUGGAGGUUCCUGAUGGUGGUGUUGGCGGAGAUGCCCAACGAGUCCCCGGUGUCCACGUGCUGGCCUCCGGCCUCCCCAUCUCUGGUGGAGGUCAGCUCCCUCCUGCGACGUCUCCACCACAAGUGGAGGUGCCACCGUUACCGGCUGCAGUUCGACCAGACAGCAAGGAACAGGAUGAGGGAGAAAGUGACCGCUUCCAUCAUCUUCAAGGACAGGAAAGCCUCCUACUCCAAGAGCGUGUCGCACCCGUUCCUGGGAGACUACGUCAGACUCCGGCAGAACGCCCAGUGGAAGAAGCUGGCGGCGGAGACCAACGACCAGUAUGUCGUCUUCGCCGACAUCGUCAACAAGAUCACCCGCUCUGCUGGCAAGUUCGUGCCGAUCUUGCUGGCCGUGUCGACCAACUCCCUGCUGGUGCUGGACCAGCGGACCCUGCAGGUCAAGUAUCGCAUCCCUGCCCUCGAGAUCCAGAGCAUCUCCCUCUCUCCCUACAUGGACGACAUCGCUGUGCUCCACGUCAAGCCGCCCUCUCCCACCGCUGACCUUACCGGCUCGCAGAACCUCAACCCCGGCUGCCUCUUCGGGUCGGACGAGGUCAAACGCAAGGGCGACCUGGUGCUCCAGACGGGUCACGUGAUCGAGGUGGUCACUAAGCUCUUUCUGGUGGUGCAAAACGCCGCCGGCAAGCCGCCAGAUGUCAACAUAUCCACCGAGUUCGAUGCUAACUUCGGCCAGCACUCCGUACUGUUUACCUUCAAGACAGCUGGCCUGGCCGAGGUGGCUCCAGGGCAGAUCCGCAUCAUGAGACGACACAACCGGAUGGAGGUGCUCUUGUAGGGGCCUCUCUAGUCUGCUGGUGCUCUUGUAGGGGUCUCUCUAGUCUGCUGGUGCUCUUAUACUUCCUCUCAAGUCUUGAGGGGGGCUUAUGUAACGCCUCUUAAGUCUGGAGGUGCUCUUUUAGAGCCUAGACUUACGUGCUCUUGCAGGGCUUCAAACAGUCCGGAGGUACUUUUGUAGGGUCUCUCAAGUGUUGAGGUGUUCUUGUAGGGCAUCUCAAGUCUGGACGUAGUAUUGGAAAUCCCUUUUAAGACUGGAGGUGUUCUGGUAGAGCUCCUCAAAUCAGAAUUCGGGCUCGUAGGACGUAACAAGCCUUGAAGUGUUCUUGUAAGGAUUCACAGGUCUUGAGGUGGUCUUAGGCUUCACAAUAGUGGAAUCGGUUGGUCUUAUACGCCUUCGCAAGACUAAAGAAUGCUUUUGUAAGUCAUAUCAAACCUUUGAGG
Molecule: messenger RNA, 1305 nt
Organism: Procambarus clarkii (red swamp crayfish)
Lineage: Eukaryota; Metazoa; Arthropoda; Malacostraca; Decapoda; Cambaridae
Source: RefSeq, a predicted model, not a curated record